UGAAAUAUAAUAAUAAGUUUGUUUUCAGUUUUUUUUCUUUUUUGAACAAAAACUUUAUCCCAUCAUAUGUCAUAAUAAUUGCUUAUAAGUACCAAAACCCUUUCAUAUUAAGUUCUUGUUCAUUCUCCGCCUUCUAAUUCUGUUUUUAUUUACUUGUUUCUGAUAUGGAUGCAGAGAAUGUUCUUGAAGCCAUGAAAGUUGAACUGGAAGGGAUGCGAUAUGAGAAUAUAUACAUGGAAGAAAGGCUAAUAGCUUUGGAAAAAGCACUCGAAGAACAUAAGAGAUUGCUUGCUGAGUAUAAAGCCAUUGUAGAAUUGACUGAUCAUUUACUGAGUGACAUUGGUGUUGAUGCAGGAUUUGAUAACGAGAACAACGGUAGUUUUGACGAGGAAACCAUCAAGAGCUUGAUAGAGGAAGCUGUGAGGGACUUCACUGAAGCACUGGACAAAGCUCAAUCUCGCCCGGGCCGCCCUGGAGAUGGUGGUGCCGAUGGCCAAGCUUAGCAGCUCAAGUGGUGUUUCAAACCAGCUUAGCAGCUCAAGUGGUGUUUCAAGGUUUGGGUCAAGCUUGGGGGUUAAGUUGUGACGUUAUAUACUAUGCUACUUUGGAAGGGUUUAAAUCAAUAAAAUUAUUAGUUUCAUUUUUUAA
Messenger RNA from Gossypium arboreum, 648 nucleotides. RefSeq lists its product as uncharacterized. Lineage: Eukaryota; Viridiplantae; Streptophyta; Magnoliopsida; Malvales; Malvaceae. The transcript is spliced from 2 exons. The record is from RefSeq and is a predicted model, not a curated record. Bases 165 to 503 code for a protein of 112 amino acids.